AUGAUUUCCUUUCGCUUGCCAGAACUACCUUCAGAUUAUUUAGAACCUUCUGUAACCAAUGAAUCUCAUGAUACCAUCAUAGAAAUCAAUGAUCGAGCGUCCGGUGAUAUCAAGAUUUUCGAUGCGCAUUCGAGCGUGCUUUGCAGAAGAUGCGAAUACUUCAAGGUCGCUUUAUCGGAAAAUUGGGCAAGAAAAGUUGAUGAUAAGUUUAGACUAAGUUUGGAAGUUUCAUCCGAAGCGUUUAAAAUAAUAUUAAGAGGAAUUUGUAGCGGAACGAUUAAUUUGAAAAAAACGAACACGAGUAUUUUGAUGGAGUUAAUGCUGGCAUCUGAUAUUCUUCUCCUCCAUGAAUUUUUCAACUAUUUAAGAUCCAAAUUAGAUGAAAAAAGGAAUGAAAAAUAG
This is a messenger RNA of Funneliformis caledonium, 402 nucleotides long. NCBI's taxonomy places the organism in Eukaryota, Fungi, Glomeromycota, Glomeromycetes, Glomerales, Glomeraceae. The record is from the annotation of a GenBank genome assembly.